GCAUCAGUCAGCUGGUUUUUGUUUUGCUCAAACUGAACACUGUGCGUGUCAGCAACUGGACGUUGUUAAUCGAGCAUGUAAUAAUAAUAAUAACCUUAAAAACAAUAAUUAGUUGCCCAACAUGUAAUUUUCUUUGAAAGCAAAACUGCCACAAUUUAUUGACAUAUACUAGCCAAGCGUCAGUGCUGAGUGGGGCAGUUUUGGGAUGAUCGAACCGAUCCCAGAGUUCCGAACCGGAGAGAAGGUGCGAAGAUCCGGUUCUUCCCCAAACAGGCAGAGUUCUGAUGGAUCUCCGGAACUCCAGAGACUCUUCUGCGCUUCCUUCAACCAGGACACAACGUCUUUGGCUGUUGGUGGUAAGAAUGGCUACAGGCUUUUCUCUCUGUCCUCUGUUGACAGAAUGGAUUGCAUUCAUCAAGGAGUCGAGAGCCCUGAUGUGUGUGUGGCGGAGCGGCUCUUCUCCAGCAGUCUGAUGGUGGUCGUGAGCAGAUCUACUCCGUUCCGGAUGAACAUCUACCAUUUCAAGAAGGGCACAGAGAUCUGUAACUACAGCUACUCCAACAACAUCCUCGCGGUCAAGCUCAACCGUCAGAGACUCGUAGUGUGUUUGGAGGAGGCCUUGUACAUCCAUAACAUCAAGGACAUGAAGCUCCUGAAGUCUCUUCUCAACACGCCACCAAACCCCAAAGGUCUCUGCGCAUUAUCUGUCAAUCAUUCCAACUCAUACCUGGCGUAUCCUGGGAGCUUCACCGCUGGAGAGAUUACUCUGUAUGAUGCUGUGAAUCUGAAUGAGGUGACUGUGAUCUCUGCCCAUGCCAGUCAUGUGGCCGCCAUCUCAUUCAACGCUUCAGGAACCAGUCUGGCCACUGCUUCUGAAAAAGGCACUGUUAUACGAGUCUUCAGCGUACCUGACGGAGACAAACUGUUUGAAUUCCGCAGAGGGAUGAAGAGGUAUGUCAGCAUCAGUUCCUUGUCGUUCAGUGCCGACGCACAGUUUCUAUGCGCCUCCAGUAACACAGAGACUGUUCAUAUCUUCAGACUGGAGCAUCAUAGACCCAGUCAGGAGUCUCCAUCAUGGUCUGGAUACAUGGGGAAGAUGUUUUCUGCCGCCAGCACUUACCUUCCCUCUCAGGUGUCGGACAUGAUGCAUCAGGACCGAGCGUUUGCUACCGUUCGCCUCGGCGCGGCAGGCAUGAAGAAUAUAUCCGCUCUCUCCAUGAUCCAGAAGGUUCCACGUCUUCUGGUGGCUUCAUUAGAUGGUCAUCUCUACAUCUACAAUGUAGAUCCGCAGGAAGGAGGAGACUGUCCUUUAGUCAAGAAGCACAGACGACAAGGAUUUCAAAACGAUCCCGUUCACACGGAUCCUCGAAAACGACUAAAAUCGCUGUAUUCUGCUGCCAGACUGUACGAAAGUGCUGAUGAAGGUCCAGCGGCGUCGGAGCUCGAGGUCGGAAGUCCAUCCUACGCAGCAACUGUUGCCACGAGCAGGAAUCAAGACUCUCCGUCCUCCAGCUCCCUCACGGGAUACUCUGAGGAUGGAGGAGCGAAGAGAGGAGAGCUGAUCCCAGAACACGAGUUUGCGGACGGACCGCUGCGUCUGGAUGACGAACAGGAGUUUCCUCCCGUUAGCUUUCGGGACACCUGAAGUCCUUCUCCAUCUUCAUGUUCCUAUUUCAGUCAGGUCUGACUGCCAGCAGGUGGCGUCGCUGAGAGAUGCAGAUCAUUGUAUGCAGUUAUACACAAAAUCAUGUUCAUCAUUGAAAUAAAUAAGAGGCUGAUGUAGAACAAUCCCUUCACCUUGUCUGUGAAUGCAGAACUGAUGAUAUACUUUCACUCGAAAAGGAGUGAAACUGAUUUUGAAAUUCAUCGUUUGAAAUUUGUAUAAAAAAAGCAAUUUACCUUCAGUAUUAGUAAGAGUAGAAACAUCUACAGUAAAAGUUGUAUUAAAUCCACCAUGUCGAAACAUUUCAGUGUUGACCAGAUUACAGUAGUUUUAGGGUUUCAAUUUCCAUAUCUGGAAAGCUGGAAAAAGUGUUCGGAAUGAUUUCACAUGAUACGCAACAAACCAUAUCCUUUAAUUAGUCAGUAUUACACUUAUGAAAUAAAGUUGCUGAAAUGAAAA
Ctenopharyngodon idella (grass carp) is the source of this 2122-nucleotide messenger RNA. RefSeq names its product WD repeat domain phosphoinositide-interacting protein 1. Gene Ontology annotation, biological process: nucleophagy; protein lipidation; autophagy of mitochondrion. Gene Ontology annotation, molecular function: protein binding; phosphatidylinositol-3,5-bisphosphate binding; phosphatidylinositol-3-phosphate binding. The record is from RefSeq and is a predicted model, not a curated record. The coding region runs from base 206 to 1645 and encodes 479 amino acids. Gene Ontology annotation, cellular component: extrinsic component of membrane; cytosol; phagophore assembly site membrane. NCBI's taxonomy places the organism in Eukaryota, Metazoa, Chordata, Actinopteri, Cypriniformes, Xenocyprididae. The transcript is spliced from 13 exons.